UCCUCCUCGCGGCUGGUGGAGUUUUUCCUCUGGGGGACUUGCUGAGAGAAGAUAAUCAUGGCUUCUGUUUGGGUUGGACCUCGUGGAACAAUACGGGAUUAUCCUGGCUUUAAUGCAUCAAGAGAUGCUGAGGCAAUCCGGAAAGCAAUUAAGGGAAUAGGCACAGAUGAAAAAACCCUGAUCGACAUCUUUACCGGGAGAUCCAAUGCUCAGCGACAGCUGAUUGCAAGAGAGUACAAGGUAGCAACGGGAAAGGAUCUGAAAGAUGCUUUGAAGGGUGAUCUGUCAGGCAAUUUGGAACGUCUUAUGGUGGCUCUUGUAACACCUCCAGCGGUGUUUGAUGCUAAACAGCUCAAGAAAUCCAUGAAAGGAUCUGGAACGAAUGAGAAGGCGGUGAUUGAGAUACUUGCCUCCAGGACCAGCAAGCAAAUGAAAGAAGUCUCCCAGGCAUAUUAUACGGUUUACAAGAACAGCCUUGGAGACGACCUCAGCUCCGACACAUCUGGCGAUUUCCGAAAAGCCCUGUUAACCCUGGCAGGCAGCCGAAGAGAUGAAAGUCAGAGGGCGGACGAAAAGGCUGCAAAGACGGAUGCCCAGAUCCUGUACAAUGCCGGCGAGAAGAGGUGGGGAACGGAUGAAGACAAAUUCAUCGAAGUCCUGUGCUUCAGCAGCUUCCCUCAGCUGAAACUGACCUUUGAGGAGUACAGAAACAUCAGCGGGAAGAAAAUAGAAGACAGUAUACAAAGUGAGCUGUCAGGAGAUUUCGAAGACCUGCUGUUGGCCAUUGUGAAAUGUGCCAGCAACACUCCUGCAUUCUUUGCUGAAAGGCUGAACAAGUGUCUGAAGGGGGCUGGGACUGAUGAGUUCACGCUGAACAGAAUUCUGGUGACCCGGUCAGAAAUUGACCUUUUGGAUAUUCGAGCUGAGUAUAAGAAGCUGUACGGAGUCUCCUUGUAUUCUGCUAUUAAAUCUGACACUUCUGGGGAUUAUGGGACCACGUUGCUCCGGAUCUGCGGCGGUGACGACUGAUCGGAACGGACCCAGGCAGAAGGGCUGAAGCGCGUGGUUUCCUCGUGCAACUCUGCGUGGUUGUUUUUGUAGAGCUUUUAAAUGUUUAAGCAAGUGUAAAAUUGUCACUACUCUUCUGAUUGCUUUCUCAUUAAGCAUCAUAACAAACA
Messenger RNA from Elgaria multicarinata webbii, 1178 nucleotides. It is a transcript of the gene ANXA3, whose product is annotated as annexin A3. Gene Ontology annotation, cellular component: cytoplasm. The record is from RefSeq and is a predicted model, not a curated record. The transcript has 13 exons. The coding region runs from base 58 to 1029 and encodes 323 amino acids. NCBI's taxonomy places the organism in Eukaryota, Metazoa, Chordata, Lepidosauria, Squamata, Anguidae. Gene Ontology annotation, molecular function: calcium-dependent phospholipid binding; phospholipase inhibitor activity; calcium ion binding.